GCGGCUGGAGAGGCGAUGGCGGUCGUUUUGUCCCAGCAGCUCGAGGGAGUGCGACACCUGCUUCAACGAGUUGAUAUCCCAGGGGACGGCCACUGCCAGUACCGUUCAAUCUCGGUCCAAGUUCGGAGGCGAGGGUACGGGUAUCAAGGCCACGUCCAGAUGCGACAACAGGCUUGCCCUCACCAGCGAUUGGAUCGCCCCCACGGCUGCUCUGAAGCAGGAAGACCUCGUUUGGACCCCGACCCAACCGGCCACGCGCGUCUCGGUAGCUGAAGAUUGGGACCAGCCCACAAGUGAUGUGUCUUUUAUAGACGACCUGACAUUACUGUUAGUUGGCAGCGCGCAGGAGCCCCCUGGAAAGGUCAUUCGGGCGUAUGACAUCCUGUGUGGACUUGUCCAGGAGCGGGGUCUCAUG
Molecule: messenger RNA, 415 nt
Organism: Prorocentrum cordatum
Lineage: Eukaryota; Dinophyceae; Prorocentrales; Prorocentraceae
Source: the annotation of a GenBank genome assembly